Molecule: messenger RNA, 635 nt
Organism: Xylaria bambusicola
Lineage: Eukaryota; Fungi; Ascomycota; Sordariomycetes; Xylariales; Xylariaceae
Product: Tim10/DDP family zinc finger protein
Exons: 2
Coding region: 206-448 (80 amino acids)
Source: RefSeq, a predicted model, not a curated record
GGGUACACAAAUCUACAUGCUCAGGCUACCCCAUGUAAUUUUGGAUACCGUUAUGUCCCGCCUUGGUGCACCCAGCGUACAUAGUAGAGCAAAAAAGCUUCAAAGGUUCAUUGUGUAAAGCUUCAAGUGAUACCUGAUUAUUCAGAAUCCCGCCAACUAUUUUCGCCACAACUUCUAUUCCUCUCCCUCCUCGAAUCCGACAAUCAUGGACUCAGGCACAAUCAAGAGCGAAGUUAUGCGUCAAGUACGGACGCAAUACGCCAUAGACAACGCCAAGCAGCUGAUCGAGAAAAUCAACGAGCACUGUUUCGAGCGCUGCGUCUCCAAGCCAGGCACCUCAUUAUCGAGCGGCGAACAGACAUGCUUCACGCAGUGCAUGGAGAAAUACAUGGCGGGAUGGAACCAGGUCAGCACGACGUAUAUCAGCCGGUUGCAGCGGGAACAAUGAAACAAGCCCACGACGAGAAAUUUAGGUCAGAUCCCUGCAGGAUUUGCAUCACGACACGACUGGAUGAGAUACCAUUGAUGUAUUUCCGAAGGUAUAGGCGGAACAGUACAGCUGGAACAUGAGGUAUUUCGAAUUCGUUUUAGAUCUCUGCAUUGUUUGGCAACAAUUGUACAUCACAGGUGGACAA